Messenger RNA from Dermacentor andersoni, 5380 nucleotides. Its product is annotated as allatostatin-A receptor-like. Gene Ontology annotation, biological process: G protein-coupled receptor signaling pathway. Gene Ontology annotation, cellular component: plasma membrane. Gene Ontology annotation, molecular function: G protein-coupled receptor activity. The record is from RefSeq and is a predicted model, not a curated record. NCBI's taxonomy places the organism in Eukaryota, Metazoa, Arthropoda, Arachnida, Ixodida, Ixodidae.
CGAUGCGAGUGCGCGAGUUGUAACUUAGCAGACGACUCGCUCGCACCGCCGUCUGCUCGGCGCCGUUUCCGUCGACUCCUCCUUGGGGAAGAAAAAAUAGUCUGCACGAUUCGUUUGUUCCACACUGUUGGUGGAGAAACUGCUACUAAUAGACAACAGCAAGCCGUCUGCUCUGGAUUGCCUACGUUCGGGCCGAUGGCAGCGCUGCGGAAUUACCGUGCCAUUAGACGCGAGUGACUUUUUUACCCUGCCUCUGGAAUAAUCUGCGCAAGAGACGAAGUGGGAAGAAGAGGAGAGGAGCACGGUGUGAUACGAGACCACCACUACUUCGGGGUUGACGUUGCGAGAUCGUUCGCGGUGCAACGUCGGGUUGUUUCCAUUAUUGGAAGCGUGUUGCGUGGUGGCGGCCACACUUGUUGAGCGGGAACUCCAAAUCGGGAGACUCCAAACAGCGGAAAAGUUUGGAGCGCUAGUCCUGGGCCGGCUACGGGGAAUUCGCAUUGUUUGGGAAAGGGUAACCGGGAACAAUCACGGAAUAAUGCAAAAGGAUUCCCGCUGUCUGUCGGGUUUUACCGCAGUGCGCUGAACGGGCGAGAGGAGUUUCUGUCUCCACCUUCGUAUCCUGGCCACGGACGACUCAAAGCUACUCCCGUGAUCCAGAGCAGCAAGAGCCCUGCCCAGAGAAGACUCAAUCAUGCACAGGUACACCGAAGACCCUUCGUAUGCAGCUGAAGACCACAAGCGCGAUGCCCAGUCAGCGACGCCUGCCGGCGUCGUCCAGCACUACGGGAGUUCCGAUCCAAUCAAGUUCCUGGCGACGCUCGUCAAACAGACCGCGGCGGCCGCGGCAUCGAACCUCUGCAACGGCACCGCGUCGCCGCUGUCUUGCGGCGGUGACUCCAGGAACGUGACUCCCGAUGCCGCGUACUCGGACGGCGAGGACGACGACUUCUUCGAGUACCCCGGGAACAGGGCGGUAGAAGAGGUGCUGGGCAUCGUGGUGCCCAUCCUGUUCGGUGCCAUCGCCGUGAUCGGAUUUUUCGGCAACGCGCUCGUGGUCCUCGUCGUGCUGUGCAACCCGCAGAUGCGUUCCACCACGAACAUUCUCAUCAUUAACCUCGCCAUGGCCGACCUGCUCUUCAUCGUCUUCUGCGUCCCUUUCACGGGCUGGGACUACACCCUCAACUACUGGCCCUUCGGCGACGUCUGGUGUCGCGUCGUGCAGUACCUAGUCAUCGUGUGCGCGUACGCGAGCAUAUACACGCUGGUGCUGAUGUCGCUCGACCGGUUCCUGGCCGUGGUCCACCCGAUCACCUCCAUGUCCGUGAGGACGGAGCGAAACGCGUACAUGGCCAUUCUCCUCACCUGGGUCGUCAUCCUGCUCGCUUGCAUUCCCGCGCUCUUCGCGCACGGCAUGAUUGUCCUCAACGACAGUUUUUCCUCCUGCACCUUCCGGGUGGACCUGGGAUACAACAUCGCGGCUUUUCAGAUAUCUUUCUUCAUGUCCUCCUUCGUGAUUCCGCUGGCGCUCAUAUUCGUACUUUACGUCUUGAUGCUCAAGAGGCUUUGGUUUGGAACGGCGCCCGGAGGCAGGGUCAGCGCGGAAAGCGUGCGAUCCAAGAAACGGGUCACCCGACUCGUAGUGGUGGUCGUCGUCGUGUUCGCCGUUUGCUGGUGUCCUGUUCAGGUGGUGCUCGUGCUGAAGAGUGUGGACAUCUAUGGGCUGCCGAUGAACCCUCCGCGUAUUGUGGUGCAGAUUGCUUCACAGAUUCUGGCGUACACGAACUCCUGUGUGAACCCGUUCCUCUACGCUUUCCUCUCGGACAACUUCCGCAAGAGCUUCCGAAAAAUCAUCUUCUGCUACCGGAAGACGCCGGCGGCUGUCGGCUCCUGCCCAACGCGGACGCGGGGGGAGGAGAUCGACUUCGCCGAGCGAGAGACGCUUGCCAACUCUGCGAACAAGGCUCCCAAAAUCAUGAACGACAUCCUGUAACGAAGACUGCGAUGGUGCGCCGUCAACUGAAGCAUCAGGCCCUACUGGUCCACAUUUCUUUCCCCAUCAAGGACGCCGCAUUCCGUCAUUCGGCAGUUCUGCGCUGUGUAUGUCCUGUGUCGUUGACAGAAUGUGACUGUCAAGUUUCUGCAUAUGAUGCAGUUCUAAAAACGUGACAAUGAUGUUAACGAAGUUUGCUGGCUAAAAAAAAAAAUUUACUUCAAUCAAAAUUCAGCCUACCACGCUACGGAUGACGCAAGGUUAUUCAAACGACCGAAAGAAAGAUAACCUUUUGUCUUCGAGAAAUAGUUUCAACGUCGCCGCCUCACCAAGCUGCUACUAAUCGCCGACAAGCCACUUUGUGUCGUCACAAAACAUUGCAGACAUCGUAGCGUCUCGGCCCAAUGUUGUGUAAAUGGUUCUUCUUCAAUGUGGUACGGCCGUGGCGGGCUGCUUCUAGCUGACGCCUCUUCUCCGUCGUGCUUUUUUUUUAUUCCUUGGCAUUCUUGGAUCCUGCCUCAGGUGUGCGCACAUAGCGUCAACUUGCGAAAUAUUCAAAAACCAGCUCUUCACGAUGAAGAACAAGAUGUCGUUGACUGAAUCGGAGCAAAAUUUUUUUUUCAAUGUCGUGAGUGUUUGCGCGGUAUCUUCGUAGUGAGCUUCACACAGGUGAGCAGGCUAACGACAGCUUUAACCGCACAAAACGCACCUGUCGAAAGGGCGUGAAGAACAAGAGAAGCGGUUGACGAAGCAGGGCCAAAUUGUUCUUCUACCUACUACGCUGUUCCCCUAACUUCGUCAAGCUAAAGUCAGAGUUACUAUACCAAUAUGCUAAAAGUUGUAGUCGGGGAACACGAGGCGUUGUUUGGUGAAGUUAAACUGUGAUAGUGAUAGCUAGAAAGAAAGAAUGUUUUGCCCACAACAUCCUUCCAAGAGUGACGACACUGAUAUAUUCCAUGUGGGCCCCCAUAGGCAUUGCUAAGUUCGAGUGAGCUUAGCUGCGGCUGUAAAAUUAAGAUUCUUUCAAAAACAGGUAGUGCAUGUUCGCGCAACAUUUGACAUUCAUGGGUCAUUGUUUCAUUUACACCGUUAUUAUAAACACACUAUUCGUCUAAAAGAAACACAAGUGUCUCAAGCAUUUCUUGGUUCCAACGAAGACCGAAGCGUUUUUCGCAUCCCCAGAUAGAUGCCCAUAGGCAAACAGAUAAAAACUUAUUAUAAUAGUUAUUUGCCAACGUAUAACCCAGUGACAUGGUCGCGUAAGAAAGAGUGGAACGUCAGUGUAAAUAUCAAUGUUUAGCCUCGUUCAGAGGUCAUUGCAAUCAUACCCUCCAUAUUGCACAGAGCAUGCCAGUGACUUAGGCAACUGCCCCGUUGUCCUGUCCUACGCGCAUAACAUGCGAAUUGCUUUAGGUUGUGUUCGCGUAUGCGUAUAUUGCUUGUUUUUUUUUUACUUACAUUUGUGGAUCGCUCGUUACGUGGAACCUAUGCGUGACCGAACGUUUACGACGUGUUUUACAUUGCGAACUAUCUCUUUUACUAGCUUGGAAAUAGACAGGCAUGAAUUUCUUAUGACUUACGAUGUUCACUCAGUGUACUAAACAAUAUAUUUUGCACACCUGUCCUUUCCACAUCCCCUGUUCCAGUGUCUCUCAUCAAUAGCUUACUGGAUUUCCUUUGACGUGACUUCAGGUUCUUAAGCGUAUGAGUCACUGAGCACGACCAACAGGAGACCUCUCAAAUGAACGAUAAAUAAAAAAAUGCGAUCUCCAGAUUGCCCGUAAACAUUAAAAUUAGACUGAUCCGGGGCCAGUAAGUGGGCGAACUGACGGGAAUGAUACACGCAUGCUUGAAAACCUCUCGAUCUUCGUCAGUAGCAAAGUGUGUUCAUUAUGCUUCUCAAUAGUAGGUUAAUUACAUUACCUAAGAACUGUGUAGAACACGAGUAGACUAGACCAGUCUUGUGGGUCAACCAUAUAGUGAUCAUUCAAUGCACGUAACCCAAAUCGCUGAAACCAGCAAGCGCCGCAGGCACUGCACAUAGAAAAUACUUGAUGUCGAGCCGACCUUCGGUACGAGAAGCGCUUCGUGAUCGGGUCGGCCUCUUUCAGGCACCUCGUGUACACUGGAAGUGGUUGGUGUCAUACGAGAAGCACGUUCACUGCUUAAAAGCAGCGAUGCCUGUUUGUGGUACGUGCUAGAAUUCGCUUAUCUUCAUUGAGAUGGGAACUUGUUUGUCGUACUCUGGGAGUUCGUUUUCUACGGCGUCUACAUCUCCUGUGCUGGAAUCUUGCCGCCCUUCUCUCGUACGAAAAGUUCAGCUUCUGCCGUUCCCUAAUCCAUCGGCGUUCACAUCUCUCGACGGAGCACAACACCCUGUCAACGUUCGUCUCUCUAACGGAAUACGUGUCUUCUACCCAACGACGCUUGGACCACUUUUGUAGCGCCGUGCGGUAGCCUAGGUGUUGUGUACAAGUGUCACACGAAGAAUUUGAAUGCUCGAACCUUCGUGCAGAACUCGGACCGCCAGUGAAUGUGUGGUGAAUGUGUGCAAUUUCAACUUAUCUAUCGUGGCCUAAGCCGUGUUCAUGGAGAAGAAGAAGAAGAAAAAACACACCAACGUCGCGCUCCUCGUGACCUGUACUUCUUGCGCUGCUUAAACAGAGUGUCAUCUCGGUGCUUCAACUGUGAUGAAAGCCGUGUAACUUAUAUUUUUGUCUCUUUCUCUCUACGUCUCUUUAAAAAAAAACUGUUCCACGAGUGCGAGUGUUUGUGUUCCGAUGCCAAAAAAGCCUCUGUGUUCGCCUAGUGAGCUUGUGCAAUUCCCUCUCUCAAGAAUCAACUUCACCGAAUCUGGUACAUACAUCUGCAAAGAAAAAAAAAAUGUUAUUGUACUUGUCUACUUAGGGUGUUGGGCGUUGGCCACUUGUUACCUAUUGUGCUUGUGACGCAGCUAAUCUUCUCUGCAAGGUAGCAAGUAAACUUAAUGCUGUUACAGGGGGGAAAAGUAUAGACGGCUAGCUUGGUUCUCAUAGUUCAAGCUGCAACUGUAGGCUGAGGCUUUUUGCCGUGUCGGAGGAAAAACGAAAGACAUUUUUGAAAGACUGUUACCAUCUUGUUGAAGUUUAUUAUACACAACCUGUAUCCAGCGUAUGUCAUUUACUCUAGAGGAGGUGCAAGCAAAACUUUGUUAAAAACUAAAACCGGUUAAAUUUUUGUCCCCACUCUAAUCACAUGAAAGUUAAAAACGAGCACUCCCGACUGAUGCCAAGAAAUAAAACGCCAAAGCUGCCGGGGCUUUCAUUUUUACGUCCUGUGCCUCCAAGACGUGUUCUCCUGUACUAAUUAUCUUCGUUCAAAAUGUACAUUAAACGCGUUUGAAGUCCA